GUCAGAUAUCCUUUAAUGUCACGUACAGAGUUUGUUUAGUGGAACACGUUCACACAUUAUUUGAUUAGCAAACUAGCAACCAGAUAAUUAUUGGUUAGCACCGUGGACUGUAUAUACUUUGAACCGUCAUGGUAAAGUUAAAGAGGGCCUCACGUAAUUUCGGGAAAUCUUGGAUGACCCACGGCCCGUACAGGAGGUCCCAUGCCGCGGGGAGGAGGAUGCAAACACGGAGUCAAGUCACCGUCAACGCCCGGGACAACAACGAUAACUUCUUCCAACGCCUCCCGUCAGAAGUACUGUACAUUAUACUGGAGAAACUGUCUGUGCUUGAGUUAAGUGUGUUUGGCAUGACAUCUAAGGACAACACCAGUUAUGUCAUGGCCUACAUCUCAUCUCAAAAGUGGACCAACAAGGAGAUCACCCAAAACUUUCAUCUCCCAACCUGCCAGGAGAAGAAAGCCAAUAUCUGCCACUACAGAGAGCUAGGGCUGUUGUUCAAGAGAUGCACACUGCUGCUUCCAACAAAGAAGAGGUUGAAGUUCAUCUUCAGUAGAUUCUCACAGAUUCCUUGUUUUAUGUUGGAGCAUUGCUUUGUUCAAGACUGCCUUGGGUUUGCAUGCCUUGGGGGCUUUCUUCAGACACUGAUCGCGGGAUGGGAUGAGCUGGAGUGCCACAGGGUAUUCAAAUUCCUAUGUGACCUCACUAACAUUCUGUCCAAAACUGAGGCCCUUGUGCACAGCAAACCAGGGGUACACUGCUUCCAGGAGGUGAAACUUCACCUCUUUUACCGUAAUGUCCUGUUAGAUCCCUGGUCAAACCGUCUGGAGUGUCAGUUCUGGUUAAUUGAGCUCCUGAAGCCGUGGCCUAUGGUCAGUCAGGCCCAUCUCCUGCUCCUCCUCUACGGACCACUGCUGCCCGAAGGUACAGUAGGCUGGCAGGAGCUGGUGGAGACGCCGCUCCCUCACAGUGCUCUGUGGGACUUGGCCCGAGCUCUGCUGCUGCUCUUUAGUAAACUGAAAGUCAGAGGCUGGUCUACAUUCUCCAUACUGGCCAUCCUGGAGGAGCUCACUGUAAUUCCUCAGCCAUGGCAUGUGGAGAACGUGGCUCGUCUCUUGUUGCUCUGUGGCAGUCACCUCUGCUACGCUUUUCUAUCCAGCAAAAUUCUCACUGGACGUCUAGAGGAGAUCCCAAGGCUCAUAGUCUACAUAAUACUGGUGUGCGAAAAGGAUGGCUAUAACAUGAACUGGGCUGUGAAGCUGGUGCUGCAGCUCUGCAAAGAUUUCAGGACCGAUCCAGAAAGGUUCUUCUUUCUCCAAACCCUGGAAAACAUGUUCGUAGAGACCACCAGGGACUUCUUUGAGAUUUCUAUUGGAGGGAACUUUGAAGAGGGCAGAGAGAUCUUCCAGACCCUGUACAUCCUGCUUGACUCCAGUGCUCGAUUUCACGCCAAGUUCCUGCACAUGUUCUUCAAAAGACCAGAGAUGUGA
This is a messenger RNA of Boleophthalmus pectinirostris (great blue-spotted mudskipper), 1487 nucleotides long. Its product is annotated as F-box only protein 47. Gene Ontology annotation, molecular function: protein binding. Bases 129 to 1487 code for a protein of 452 amino acids. The record is from RefSeq and is a predicted model, not a curated record. Lineage: Eukaryota; Metazoa; Chordata; Actinopteri; Gobiiformes; Gobiidae. The transcript has 11 exons.